AUGCGAUACACAGUGUUCAUAGCAGAUCUUCUUAUCUACAUACCUGCCCUAUGUCUAUAUAUUUACAUCAGUAAUAAGUGUGAAAAUAGCAAAAUUCUGCUGACAUCUCUGAGCAUUUUGUUAUAUCCAGGACUCAUGCUUAUUGACCAUGGACAUUUCCACCUUGGCCUGGCACUUUGGGGUAUACUGGCUCUGUUCUCUGAUCAUGAUAUUUUGGGAUCUGUAGCUUUUACCCUAUCUUUAUGUUACAAGCAGAUGGAACUCUACCAUGCCUGGCCUUUCUUUUGUUAUCUCCUUGGUAAAUGUUACCACAACAAGAAAAAUAGGUUAUUGAAAUUGAUCAACAUUGCUCUCAGUGUCAUUGCCACAUUUGCUGUUUGCUUCUCCCCAUUUUUGCAAAGGAAAGAGGACAUUUUACAAGUAUUUCAUCGGUUAUUCCCUUUUGCCAGAGGAUUGUAUGAGGACAAAGUGGCUAAUAUUUGGUGUUCCCUGAGUGUGCUAAUAAAGUUAAAAGAAAUUUUCUCUUUACAGUCAUUACUUCUUUUAUGUCUUGUGUGCACAGUCUUUAGUCUUCUUCCAAGUGGCCUUAACCUCAUACGAAACCCAACAUUUUUAAAGUUUAAGCUUGCUCUGGCAAAUUCUUCUCUUGUGUUCUUCCUGCUGUCAUUUCAAGUUCAUGAAAAAUCAAUUCUCCUUGCAGCUCUCCCUGUCUGUUUACUUUUGCCUGAUUAUCCUUUUGUUUCUUUCUGGUUUCUUAUGAUUUCUACAUUCAGCAUGUUCCCAUUAUUUGUGAAGGAUGACUUGGUAUUACAUUAUUUUAGCACAUUGCUAUUGUUUUAUGUUGUGGUGGGCAUUACUUUUAAUUUAACUCCCAACCAACCAUCCAAAAAUCAAUUUUUGCCCUGGAUUUAUCCUCUGUUACCCUAUAUGCUUGUCCUGUCAUUGGCUGGUUGCUUGCUUCUUAAUGUGGCUAGCUUAGUGGUCAUUCCCCCUCCAGACAAACCUGACCUCUUCUCUGUACUGAUUGCUAUCUAUUCCUGCAUUCAUUUUGUGUUAUUCCUAACCUACUUUAAUUAUGUCCAAUUUACAGUCAAUUCACACACUGGUAAGUCCAGCAGUGAAAAGUCUUCACAGCAAACAAGUCCAAAAAAGUCAAUUCAAAUACCUGCUAACAAUAACAGAAAAAUCAAAAAACAAUGA
Messenger RNA from Acanthosepion pharaonis, 1200 nucleotides. The record is from the annotation of a GenBank genome assembly. Lineage: Eukaryota; Metazoa; Mollusca; Cephalopoda; Sepiida; Sepiidae.